Molecule: messenger RNA, 6579 nt
Organism: Nycticebus coucang (slow loris)
Lineage: Eukaryota; Metazoa; Chordata; Mammalia; Primates; Lorisidae
Gene: VTA1
Product: vesicle trafficking 1
Exons: 8
Coding region: 127-1050 (307 amino acids)
Biological process (GO): late endosome to vacuole transport via multivesicular body sorting pathway
Cellular component (GO): multivesicular body
Source: RefSeq, a predicted model, not a curated record
ACUUGAGCAACUGAGCAAUGAAGGAAUGGGUGGGAAUUACCCUGAGCGCGGCAGCGCGCGACCGCCCAGACGGAAGCGGAAGUGUCGGUAGCGCGCGAGUAGGAAGUGGUGGUUCCUGGAGUAGAGAUGGCGGCUCUCGCUCCGCUGCCCCCUCUCCCCCCACAGUUUAAGAGUAUACAGCAUCAUCUGAGGACGGCUCAGGAGCAUGACAAGCGGGACCCCGUGGUGGCUUAUUACUGUCGUUUGUAUGCAAUGCAGACUGGAAUGAAGAUUGAUAGUAAAACUCCUGAAUGCCGUAAAUUUUUAUCAAAGUUAAUGGAUCAGCUAGAAGCGCUCAAGAAACAGUUGGGUGAUAAUGAAGCCAUUACUCAAGAAAUAGUUGGUUGUGCCCAUUUGGAGAAUUAUGCUUUGAAAAUGUUUUUGUAUGCAGACAAUGAAGAUCGCGCUGGGCGAUUUCACAAAAACAUGAUCAAGUCCUUCUAUACCGCAAGUCUUUUAAUAGAUGUCAUAACAGUGUUUGGAGAACUCACUGAUGAAAAUGUGAAACACAGGAAAUAUGCAAGGUGGAAGGCAACAUAUAUUCAUAAUUGUUUAAAGAAUGGGGAGACCCCUCAAGCCGGCCCUGUUGGAAUUGAAGAAGAUAAUGACCCUGAAGAAAAUGAAGAUGCCGGAGCAGCCUCUCUGCCCACGCAGCCCCCUCAGCCAUCAUCAUCUUCAGCUUACGACCCAAGCAACAUGCCAUCGGGCAACUACACUGGAAUACAGAUUCCUCCCGGCGCACACGCUCCUGCGAAUACCCCAGCAGAAGUGCCUCACAGCACAGGUGUAGCGAGCAGUGCUAUCCAGCCUACUCCACAGAGUCUUCCUGCUAUUGAUCCCACACUUUUCAGUACAAUUUCCCAGGGGGAUAUCCGUCUAACCCCGGAGGACUUUGCUAGAGCUCAGAAAUACUGCAAAUAUGCCGGCAGUGCUUUGCAGUAUGAGGAUGUAAGCACUGCUGUACAGAAUCUGCAAAAGGCCCUCAAGUUACUGACAACAGGCAGAGAAUGAAGCCUUUGUACAAGAAGUUCCAUGUAUUUUUGGCGUAAGAAACUAAUGGUCCCUUUGCCUAUCAGGAUGAGUUUUAAGAAGACUUCAGUGCUACUGAAAAUGACAGUGCAGCCUGUAAAUAUCAGAUUCCUAUUGAAGCAUUCAUCAUCAGCCUCAACCAGUUUGUACCGUGCAUUGGUGGAUCCUAUCAUCUCUGGGUAUAUAGAGCUGAUGGUAGCAAGACCUUUAAAGUGCCCAUUGAACCCUACUUCAAAAAAUGAAAACAUACCUCUAUAAAAUGUACAUUGGAAAUAAGCUUUGUAUCUUAAUUUACAUAUUUUUUUUAAUCUGUAGUGUUUGGAUGAACAGACCAUACUACUUUGCUUUAAAAUUCUAAAUUUAACUUCUAAUAAAGAUUGCCAGAAUAUUCUAGAUUAGAGAUAUGUUUUUGUUUUUUCAAGACAUAAAACAUACAGAAACCUCCUAAACUAAGGCAUGUUCAAAAUUCAGUGUAUUUCAUAUUGAAUAUAACUACAUUAAAAGUUUAAGAUUUUAUGGAAGAAAAUACAAUAAGGUAAAGAAGUAGGAUCACUUUGAGACUUAAAAUUGUUGGUUCCCCAACUGCUUUCUCUUAUCCAUUCAAGUUUAAGGUGAAUUGGUAUUUGCUUCGUAGGCAGUUUGACUGCAUGUAUUAGAGAAUGUGAAGAUACUUAUAGUAAUGCCUAGAAACUUGGUGCUUUAAGUUAAGGUUUUCCUGACUCCUUUGGAAUAGAUUCCACAGCGUGCAUAGCUGUGAAUGAUGCAGAAGAUUAUAAGACUUGAGAUUUUAUGUUUUUCAUUUCUGUGGGGAAUAAAGUACUUACUAUGUCGCCUGCAUUUGUGCUGUGUGCAAAAUAAAUUACAAAGGUUCUUUUUACUAGUUCAGCUUAAUACAGAGCCAAAUGUCUGUCUUAAUUUGCAUGCUAAACUGUCAUUUUUUUUUUAAGUCAUUAUUUUUAGCUACAAGAAUAUGGAUGUUUCUGUAUAGUCAAAGAGGGGUUUUUUAUAAGGUAAAUUUGAUAGUUUACUUGUAAUUUAAUUAAUUUACCUGGUCCAUUUCAUUCAGGCCACUAAGAUUAAAAUCAUCUAACUACAGAGUCAGCAAGCCAUGGCCCACACCUGGCCACCUAUUGUGAAAAUAAAGUUUAUAGGAACAAAACCUUACCCAUUCAUUUAUGUUUUGUCUAUGGCUGCUUUCUACAACUAUUGAAUAAUAUGACUUGCAAGUCUAAACUAUUUACUAGCUAGCCCUUGAAGAAUAAGUUUACUGACACCUAGUCUUCGGUAAAAACUGAAUCACUAACUCAUAAGUAUAAAUUUUUCUCUGUAUAAAUGUAAUGCUAUUGUACAGGGUUUGGUAGAAUGAAUAUUCAGGCUGAAUGAACUGUUCUAAAUUAUCACAAAAAACAACCCUCGUAAAAACAUUUUCAUAUCUUUUACAAGAUACGUGAACAUUUGUAGGGUUCACAAUUUGCACGUAGAAACAGUGGCUGUCUAGAACAUUUUUAGGAAACUGGCUAGGAUGAGCUUUAAUGUUACAAGAGGUAAGUAUAGAUCAGCACAGUUUAAUCCAAGCCUUAAUGUCUAGACAGUAAAUAGCAAACUCAUUACCUAUUUCCCACCCUGCCUGUUGGCUCCCAACUGGGAGAGUACAUAAGGGGAAGGAGACACUAUGGAAGCUGUGGAGUCCACUGACAGUGGGCUGUGUGGUGUAACAGCUCUUCCCUGUAUAGCCUGACACCAUUAGCCACCUCAGAGAUUGUUAGAGAACUAAAUGAGAUACAGGACAUGGAGUGCUUAGCACGAGGUAGCAUUCCAUAAAUGUUCACUGUUGAUAUUAAUGCUGUAAUAAUAGUGUAAAUUGUUAAUAAUUUAUUUCCCAGAUAUCAGGAAAUCUCCAUUGUCUCUGUGGCCCAGUGCUUAAAAAUGCUUUCUUGCAUGAGGUGACUAAACUAUGUAAUGUUUUUUAACUUUGUAUUUGUAUUUUUUCAUAUAAAAUUUGAUGAUAAAAUUAGGAGACAUGUUCUGAUGUAACUCUAGGACAAGCAGUUUUCAUCUAUUCAUUUAACGUGUAUUUAUUGGACAACUGUUGUGCCUAGUACUGUUCUUUGCAAGAGGAAAUGGCAGAAAACAAGAAGAAGAUCCGUGCCUCAGUGUUUACAUUCGAACAGGGAGGAAACAGACAACCUUAAUAGAAAAUAUUAGAUGUAAAUACAGACAGGUUUUGGGUGGAAGAGUAGCCUGAUAUGACUUACCUUUUAAAUGGAUUCUGUCAAGGACUCUCUGAGACUAGACCACAGGGAGGGUAAGGUUAGAAGCUAAGAAACCAGUUAGCACACUGACUGCCAUGCUAGAAAAAGCAAGCCUUUUUCCUUGGGGCCACUGUUUUAUUACACAGUUCCCAAGGUAGCGACAUGAAUUUUACAUGCCUCACAAGGCCCUGGGCUCAAAACUAGCCUGAGUUAAAUACUUACAUGGCAGUUAAUGCAAUAAAAUACCGUUCCAUUAAUAAAGGUGAGGUGUUAUGAUGACUUAGAGCAGGGGUAACCUCAGAGAUAAUAAGAUGUAAUUGGUUUCUGGCUCUUCUUUUAAGUAGAGCCCUAGUAUUUCUGUAAACCAGAUAUGAGGUUUGAACGUAGGAAGAGUUAGGGUUGACUCCCAAGUCUUUAGCCUGAACGCCUAAAGGGAAGGAAUGAAUAGUCAUUUAUUGCAGGGGAAAGUUGCCAGUUCUCCAGGCAUUUUGGUUCAAGUACAAUGUUCCCAUGUUCCUUUGACCAUCCCAACUCAGUGUUUUGUCAGUGUGACGGCGGGGGGGGGGGGGGGGAAUAAGAUAGAGUUCUGUUUAUAAUGAUUGCCAAGAUAUCUCACCAAAUUACUGCUGAACUGCAGCUACAAGCCAAGAAAAGUUCCCAUGGAUAGCACAGCCAAGGAACUUUACAGGCGUCAAAUUAACACCAAGAAAAAGGCUCUGGUUAUGGGUCUCGAAAAGUAAUUUCCUUGGAUGUUCAUAGAAUGAAUUUACGUACAACUUGUACUUCUAAAAAUUUGAGGUUUCUGUGUAAGCAUUUGUAUGCUUGGCUGGGUGCAAUGGCUCAGGCCUGUAAUUUCAGUACUUCUGGAGGCUGAGAUGAGAGGAUCACUUAAGACCUAGUGUUUGAGACCAGCCUGGCCAACACAGAAAGAUCCCAUCUCAACAAAACUUUAAAUAUUAGCUGAGCGUGGUGGCAUGCAGCUGUCAUAGCUACGUGAGAGGUAGAGCCAAGAGGAUAACUUGAGCCACAGAGUUGGAAGUUGCCCUGAGCAGAGGUCACACCACUGUACUCCAACCCACGUGAUAGAGACCCUGUCUCCGGACAACAACAAAAAAGCUAUACCGUUUUAUUCUAAAGAAGCUUACACUCUAGUAGCAUUCUCACAAAUAUUUUCAACUCUGAAAGAACAGAGUGGAGUUGCAGGGUUUUGGUUAUCUGCAUGGCUUCCUCUCUUUAACCACCUCUAUUUUUUAACUACACCAAAGCAAUAGAAUCAGAUCCUCUAAUCUGGCCCAACAAACCUCCAUCAGAAAAGUUCUGUUCUUCAAAGAGAUCACAGAACUUUUAAGACAUCUUUCAGAUGGAAAUCCUCUUGCCUGCUUAAUUGUAAUUUUUGAUGUCUGUGUGAAAUCGUGUGACUGCAGGCUUAUACAUAAGUAGGACUACCUCCAAGUAAGCAAUACUUUAAUAAUAGUGAAUAUAAUAGCUAGCAUUUGAGUGCUUACUGAGUAUUUAACAUAUAUUAAUUCAUUUAAUCCUGCCAGUGGUCCUGAGAGAUGGAUUCAAUCACCAGUGUUUUACAGAUGAGGAAACUGAGCCCCAAAGUAAUAAAUAAAUUAGCCUAAGUUUCAUAGCUAAUAUUUAUUUCUAAGCUCAGACUGCCUAUUUCAGACCGUAAGAAACAUCAUCCAUGUGAUCAGUUAUCAGACACAUUACUGUGAGUACAGUGAGAUAAUGUGAGUUCCACAUUAUCAAGAUCACUGGACAGUUUCUAGGAUAAGUGGGAGGUGUAGUAACUAGAUUUUUCUCUUAUCUGACCUGUAAGUUCCAACUAACUGUGAUAACUAGACUGUAAACACGGGGCAUGAACUUGAAAAUGUCAUUGCACCUUCAGUAUUUGGGACACACAUGGAACUAUGGCUUGAAAUCAAGUCUGGGACAAAUAAUGGUCUAUAUAAUGGAUUAAUAGUCUGUUGGAUAGGAUGUCCUGCAUCAUUAGAGUCCUGGCUUUCUUGGAUGUCCCCAUUUUUCCCUUUUUAUUUAAAUAUCAUUUCUGUUGUUUCUAAUUAGAUAGCCUUCACCUUCACUAAAUCAGACUGGGAUGUGGACUUCGAUAUAAAAUUAACAAUGUUAUUAAGUAUUUUCUGAAUUAAAUUUCUACCUGGUAAGUCUGUCACGAGAGUCCCUGUCUCUUCAGAAACCAAGUGUGGGGGAAAGAGAUGAUUGCACAGCAGGAUUCUGUGAAUGUAACUUCAUGGAGAACUAGCUUGAGAGUUCAGCAAUAUUGGGAGAUCUUGUAAAAUAUUAAGUGAUUCAUAUGGUCAGAAUUACUAUUUAUUGAGCACUUACCCUCAAAAGUUUAAUGUGAUAAGUCAGAGAAGGCCUCACCGAGGAGGUUGAGCUGAAGGUUUGCCAAGCAGAGAAGCAAGGAGAAGUGAGCAGAGAGAAAAGUAUGAGCAACACCCCGGGGGGUGGGGGGGGGGGGAAAUUUCAGGGGAGCCAAGUAACUUAGUGUUGCCGUGCAGAGAGCCCACAGAGACCAGGAGUUAGAAAUGUGAGAUUGCGUAGGUGGGAGGUGUUAUAGACUGAAUUGUGCCCCCUUUAAAAUUCAGAAUUUGCAAUAGUGACCUCCAAUGUGACUGAAUUUGGAGAUGCCACCUUUAGGGAGGCAGUUAAAGUUAAAUGAGGUAAUAAAGGUGGGACCCUAAUUCUACAGGACUAGUGUCCUCAGGGCAAGAACCAGAGCCAGCAAAGCUCAUUCACUCUAUGCCUGUACAGAGAAGAGGCUGGGUGAGGACACAGAGAGGCUCGAAUGUGCUGGGAACCUUGUUGGUCACCUGCUUUAAUGGUACUUGGGGAAUUGUUUCAUGUUUUUGACCCCUGGGCUGUUGUUUGUAUUGUGGAAUGGGAGACGCUCGGAGAAGGAAGAAGGGCAUUUGGAUUUAUCUACUGUGCAAUGUUUAUAUACUUUGUUUCUAAUGCUUUCUGUAUAAAAGCAGUAGUGCCCUGCUAGCAGCAGUAACUUGGCAACAUUUCUCUUAGUAUUUACCUUGUCACUUUAUAUAAGUUAAACUUUAUUGACAUGUAUCUCCUGCAUUAGAUGCUAAGCUCCUUGAUUCAGAGUAUUAUUUAUACAUCUGUGAAUCCCUACUACUUUGCAUGAAGCCUGGUACAUUCUGCGUAUCCCUAACUGGUGGAAUUAAUAGUUGAAUGGGUGAAAAUAUACUAAAAUCAUCAAAUAAAGAAUUACAUGCAGAAA